AUGGCGAAUCGAAGUCAGCCCUCCGAGUUCAUCCUGGUGGGCUUCUCCUCGUUGGGUGGGCUGCAGACCCUGCUGUAUGGACCCUUCCUGGUGCUCUACCUUCUGGCCUUCGUGGGAAACACCAUCAUCAUCGCCAUGGUUGUGGCUGACAGCCACCUGCACACCCCCAUGUACUUCUUCUUGGGCAACUUCUCCCUGCUGGAGAUCCUGGUGACCAUGACGGCGGUGCCCAGGAUGCUCUCAGACCUGCUGAGCCUCCGCAAGGCCAUCUCCUUCGCGGGCUGCAUGGCCCAGUUCUACUUCUACUUCUCGCUGGGCUCCACUUCCUUCCUCAUCCUGGCCGACAUGGCCCUGGACCGCUUUGUGGCCAUCUGCCACCCGCUGCGCUAUGGCACACUGAUGAGUGGGGCGGUCUGUGGCCGGCUGGCGGGGGCAGCCUGGGCAGCCCCCUUCCUAGCCAUGGUGCCCACUGCCCUCUCCCGGGCUCAGCUCAACUACUGCCGAGGUAAUGCCAUCAACCACUUCUUCUGUGACAACGGCCCCCUGCUGCGGCUGGCCUGCUCAGACACCAGGCUGCUGGAAUUCUGGGACUUCCUGAUGGCGCUGGCCUUUGUCCUCAGCUCCUUCCUGGUGACUCUCAUCUCCUACGGCUACAUCGUGAGCACGGUGCUGCGCAUGCCCUCUGCCAGCGGCCGCCAGAAGGCCUUCUCCACAUGCGGCUCCCACCUCACCCUGGUUUUCAUCGGCUACAGCAGCACCAUCUUCCUGUAUGUGCGGACGGGCAAGGCCCAGGUGGUGGACGUCAACAAGGUGGUUGCCCUGGUGACCUCCAUCCUGACCCCCUGCCUCAACCCCUUCAUCCUUACCUUCCGCAAUGAGACAGUCAAGGCCGUGGUGCGGGGACAGCUGCAGAGGCUGAAGGGCCUCCACAAGGCGGCCUGA
This is a messenger RNA of Echinops telfairi (small Madagascar hedgehog), 942 nucleotides long. Its product is annotated as olfactory receptor 6V1-like. The transcript has a single exon. The coding region runs from base 1 to 942 and encodes 313 amino acids. Lineage: Eukaryota; Metazoa; Chordata; Mammalia; Afrosoricida; Tenrecidae. The record is from RefSeq and is a predicted model, not a curated record. Gene Ontology annotation, cellular component: membrane. Gene Ontology annotation, molecular function: G protein-coupled receptor activity; olfactory receptor activity. Gene Ontology annotation, biological process: G protein-coupled receptor signaling pathway.